ACCCGCACCAUCCAGUGCUGCUCUGAGAUGAGAGCAGGAGCAGAGGGUCUCCACACUCAGGACCUUGAGAUGCCGGGCUUGGACCAGAACUAGGGAGGGACCAGACUGGGGCUGUCCCUUUUUCAAGCUAAAGGGGAUGUACAUGCAGGUCACCUUGCCUGGUUCAGAGCUGAGCUGCCGUGACCCUCUUUCCCUUGCCCGGUGUGAGCUUCUGGAGGCCACUGAGGCAGAGCCAGAGGCGCCAGCUGCAGAGCUCCAGCCGGCGGCAGAAGCAGGGCAGUGGACAGUGGUGGAGGUAGAGCUGGCUCCAGCUCCGUCAAUACCACCCCCUCUAGCGCUGGAGCCAGCGUCCCCUCCAUCAGCAGUGUUGGAGCUGGAGCAAGGGCCCACGUCGGCUCCAGCAGGAGUGGGAGCUGCUGAGCUGGAGUCACCUGGACCAUCAUUUCUAGUGGGAAGUCCAUCUCCACCUGUGGCCAUUAAGGAGGGUGAGAAGAAGCCUAACUUCACGGCCUUCCCUCCUAAGCUGGUGGCGGAGCAGUUGACCGUGAUGGAUGCCAUGAGCAGCUGGGCUCUCAGGGCGGAGGGGCAGGCCUUCCCUCUGCCAUCAGUGCCCCAGACCUGAUCCGGACUCCUAUGACCUGGGCCCAAAUCCUGGCGCUCCCCCUUACCAACCGUACGACCUGGGCAACUUUCUGAACCCCCAAGGCUUUUCUGUCCACCUGCAGACCGUAGAGGUGGACACUAACAGGACCUGCUGCACAAAGUGGCUGUGCCGGCUCCAUGAGGUAGAAGAGACGGAAAGCUGCGCGGGGCCUGGCCCAUCAGUGGGGGAGGGGAACUCACUGUGUGCAGCCAGGUCACUGGUGACCCAACCGGCUGCUCAGGAGGCUCAACAGCCUCAGCAUUUAUUAGAGACCUGAUGUGUACUUCACUACAAGGGAGACAG
Messenger RNA from Diceros bicornis minor, 946 nucleotides. Its product is annotated as ral guanine nucleotide dissociation stimulator-like. Bases 137 to 622 code for a protein of 161 amino acids. Lineage: Eukaryota; Metazoa; Chordata; Mammalia; Perissodactyla; Rhinocerotidae. The transcript has 2 exons. The record is from RefSeq and is a predicted model, not a curated record.